Messenger RNA from Aureobasidium vineae, 4476 nucleotides. NCBI's taxonomy places the organism in Eukaryota, Fungi, Ascomycota, Dothideomycetes, Dothideales, Saccotheciaceae. The record is from the annotation of a GenBank genome assembly.
CUUUACGAGCACCUGCAGCUGUCGUUUCAAUUGAUUGCGGAGAAGGAGAUGGCGAGCCAGGAUCCAAACAGUCUCGAAAGCGAGCAUGGCAUAUCUUUAUUGCAUGAGAAAAUACUGCAGGAGAACAACCACUUCUCUCUGACCCAACCAUCCACCAGACAUGCUCACACACGCCCUCGCCAUACCUCAAACACCAAGAUCCAGCGGCUGAAGUCCUCGUCCACCGCUCCCGCCGCCUCAACUUUAACGGACAUGGACUCGACUGACCAACAAGAUGCUACGCCCUCGCUAGCCAAGCACACAGCAUUCCAUGGCUUUCCUCUUCCUCUCGACCUUGACGGUGACACCCAGCCAAUGCCCUCGCAGUUUUACAGGAAUUUCACUAGCGGUCUUGGAGAGGACGACACUCAAAUCGACGACGAAAUUGCCCCAGACACCGAGCAAGAGACGCCACAGAUUGAUUUGAUGCAACACUGGGAACCGCCCACCUACCACGAGCUCUCCAGCGACGAAGACGAGGAGAAAGACGACGGUCAAUACUUCUUGAGCUCCGUCGCAAGACCUACCUUUCCCAAGACUCCCGCAACUGCUGGUCGCAAGCGCAAUCAUCGUGGAGAUGUCAUACCCUCUACUACAAGCACAAAGACCCCAGGCUCAGGUGGUCUGUCGGCAUUCGCUUUUGGCAAUGCCCCGCCCUUGACCAGCACUCAACUGUUUCAAGCUACACAAUCGCCUUCGAGUCCUGUAGCCGAUGGCCCGCGAAGCGACCCAGUACUGAGUCGACCGAGCCCAAAUAUCAGGCAGAGUUCGCCUGGACAGAAUCUAGCUUUCUCUUCGCCUUUGAAGGCUUUGCCACACAGUCCGAGUCGAUCGGCCAACAUGGCAGGCAAAUUGAGCAGGCCGGGUACAAGAGACGGUCUNUUUCAAAACAACAAUCCCAUCGUGAGUGGACUGGAGAACGGAGGCGAAAAUGAGUGGGAAUAUCAUGACCGUGAAGGAGUUAUCCUGGAUGACCAUGACCACCAAAGCCCGGGAGGCGAUUCGAUGGACGAGUACGAUGAGUUUGCUCAGUCAAUAAGAUUUAGUCAACGACAAGCUUCAUCCUCGCCUCAGCCCGUCCAAUCCGACCAAGAGAACGACCAUGUCGAGUCUUCGAGCCGCACCUCGACGCACUCUAGUCAGCACAACCCAGGUCUCGAACCGCUCAACGCCUCUGUUCCUUCGGGUCGUCAACAGAGCUCACAUCAGCUGCCCACCACGCAAAUGCUAGGCCGAGAUGCUGAGACUUCCGACUAUGCUGUUGCCGAUUCACAGCCCACUCGACAAGAUGAGACUCAGCUUCCGCCACCUCUGAUUGAGCCUUCUUCCAUGUCAUCCUUUGUUCCUGGCUCCUAUCCACUAAGCCAGACGACGCAGCGUUUGAACGUCUUGAAGCGUGAUGCUGCAGACUCAUCAUCAAUCCCGAAGCCUCCACCAACGACUAGCCAAGCUGCUCCUCAAACCCAGAACCGUCUACCGAGUAGUCCUCCCCAACUCCCUGCUGUGUCUGAAGAGUUCGAAGAAGAGGAGACUUUGGACAUUAAGAAUCAAUCAAGACCGAACGAGGAUCAUGCAGGAGCGUCGUCUCCUUUACCAGAGACACGACCUGCUCCAUCUCAGAGAACUAAGGAGCUGAGACAAGACGGCCACAAGCAAAGUUCUACUGUCCCCGAUACCGAUCCUGCAGAUGAGGUUCGUUCUUCUAAUCGCCCGCUUGUCGACGCGACACCUGUACAAAACCAGGUUCCGAACACCACCUCGAGCACUGACAACGACGCACCUCCGACUGUUGCUUCUGUCUCGCAAUUUGAAAAGCACCGUGCGAGCCAGCUGCAGACUCAAAGUCAAGUCCAGAGCUCAGUGUCGAGUAUUGAGAGCCCCCGCAAAGCCGCUGGUAUCCUCAACUUUGCAGAUAUCGCCACAGAUCCUACACCUCUUAAUGCGCUUGGUGGUAAAGAUCUAGACAUGAAUAUCGAUAUAUUAUCGAACGAAGAUCACGAUUUUAUGGACAUCAUGAAAUCUCCACCCGCAAAGAAGAUGCGCUUGUACGGAAAGAAAGCAAGAGGAUUGGAAAAGACAAGAUCAAAGGUGGACGACAAGAGUCCAGCGAAGCCGCAAGACGCGAUCAAGAGUCCCGUCAAACUGGUUGCCAGGACUGUCGCCUUCCACACCGAUAUUGCACCAGAGCAAGAGCGGAGAGAUACCUCUCAAUUCGCUACCAAUGCUUCAGAUGCUUCUAAACAAGCCAAUCAGGUAGAGCUAAAGCAUACAGAGACGGCAAGCACUAUCGACCCCUAUUCACAAUCACACGAGCCUGUCGAAACGCCACCGGAGAACUCGAUUGAGGAAACAUGCGAAUCUACAACGAAGCAGACGGUAGCAAAACAACCAGACAGAUCUGCCGACCUCGCGCGAAUCGAAGCGGUUGUAGACAGAGAACAGCAGGAAGACGGCACGCAUGCGCGUGAAGUCUUCCCUACUGAAGAUCAAGGACAAUUGACUCCGCCUUCUGCUAGGAAACGAGAGCAAGCUGGUGCUUCUGCAGUGACAAAAGCACGCGAUGCAACGUUAACCCAUAGAUCCGUCGAAGUCAAAACUCCAGUCGCCAAGAGCAGUCCAGGAAGACUUGUGCGGCCCAAACGCAGAACGUCUGACCAGAGUCCAUUGCGUACACCUAUCGCUAGAAGGCAAGAAACUGGAAAGGCACCAAGGUCAAAUCUUUCGCAUGCGCAGCGCCUCUCACCAAGCGAAUGUCCUCAGCAGGAGAGAGUAAUUGCGCCAGCAGAUUCUGUGCUCCAAUCAGGAGCUGCUCAAGAAAGCACAACCACCACGACUGAGCAAGCAGAUGUUACUGACGUGUCUAUGACUGAUGUUGCUUCAGAGCACAACAAUGGUCAUGACGAGAACAGCGAAUCAAGUGCUGAAGUCACUCAACCCCAUAGAGUCCUAGCUCUCUUCAAAGGUACUGGACAAGCAUACUAUCCAGCUACAUGCCUUGGGGCAGCAACUCUCGAUGGUCUCAAGCUCCGCAUUCGAUUUGACGACGGCACAAUCACCCAGCUAGACUCCUACCUAGUACGACGACUCGACCUUCGAUGUGGUGAUCAGGUCAAGGUCGAUCUACAAGGCAUGCGUAGUAAGGUCUACGUUGUUGUGGGUUUCCAGGACAAAGUCGAGAACGUUGAGCCCGAAUCUUAUCCUAAGACUGAUAUUCAUGGAAUCGAGACUCUGCAACUAGUGGUCAAAGAUCGCGACAGUGUGUCAGCAUUGCCUCGGGCAGAAAUCACAACAUCGCUCAAAGUGCCAGUCACAAGCGUCUACCUUACUCAAACUAUGUGGGUCCGCUUCGAGGGCAGAAACUAUCUUUCUUCUACAGCAAGCAUGACGACUAUUGCCACUGGACACUCUUCUCGCCCGCAAACGCCUGUACCUCAGAAUCCUACUCUCGCAACACCGGCCUCGCGAUCCAGAAGAGGCACAGUGACUUCGAUACAUACCUCAACGAUCACUUCAGUGCGAUCAUUGACACGCCCGGAGUUUGCCUCGCCACUUCCAGCCGGUCACGGGAUACUCUCUGGUAUGGCUUUCGCGGUAUCUUACAGCGCAGACUCACCCGAAAAGAAUCGCGUCCUCGAGCUUAUCAAAGCCCAUGGUGGCCUGACCCUAGAGAAGGGCUUCGACGAACUUUUCUCCGUCAAAGAUCUUGGAGAUGCUCCUGAAGAAGCACGUUCACCACCAUCUUCUGCAACCAACGAUACCGAUGCCUUGAUCCUGUCCGCUCGUGCACAGACUCUUGGCUUCGUGGCCCUGAUCGCAGACAAGCAUUCUCGCAGAGCAAAGUAUGUCCAAGCACUUGCACUCUCUCUACCUUGUCUCUCGGGCCGCUGGAUUCUCGACUCGGUCGCCUCGGCCACACCUCUAUCUUGGGCCAAGUACCUCCUCCCUGCCGGAGAAUCCACAUUCCUUUCUGGUGCCGUUCGCAGCCGUACUCUCACACCCUACCUCCCGACUACAACCAAGCUCGCACAAACGAUACAAGAUCGAGAAAGACUACUUCAAGGUGGUAGAGUUCUUCUGGUCAGCGCGGGAGCAGGCGGCAGGAAAUGGGAAGCAAGACGUGCUUACGCCUUCCUCACUGUCGCCUUAGGUGCAAGUGUUGUGCGCAGAGUCUCUGGCCUUGACUCUGCUAAACGCAUCCUUGAUGCCGAGGAAGGAUGGGGAUGGGUGUAUGUCGAAGGCACGAUCGAAGAAGCAGAGAAUGCACUCUUCCGCAAUGGCAGUGUUGAGGAUGCAUGCAUAGCGAAGAAGGGACGCAAGAGAAAAAGAGAAGACGAGGGAAAGGAGAAGAUGGUUGCAGUCGGGCGCGAUGGCAAGGUCAGGAUCGUGGGUGAUGAAUUCGUGGUGCAGAGUCUGAUUUUGGGUGACCUGAUGUUGUAA